Medioppia subpectinata is the source of this 537-nucleotide messenger RNA. The record is from the annotation of a GenBank genome assembly. NCBI's taxonomy places the organism in Eukaryota, Metazoa, Arthropoda, Arachnida, Sarcoptiformes, Oppiidae.
GGAUAUUUAUGUCAGUGUCCGUCGGGUUUCGAAGGCGUCAACUGCGAGCUCAACAUCAAUGACUGCGAACACCAUUCCUGUAUGAAUAACGGCACCUGUAUUGACGAAAUCAACUCCUAUUCCUGCCUUUGUUUGACCGGAUUUGACGGCAAAAUAUGUCAAUACAUGACCGAUCCAUGUGUACUGAAUCCGUGCGAAAACGGGGCCACUUGCAUAAAGAUCACGAACGAAACAUAUCAGUGCAAGUGUCCGAUCGGUUUCACGGGUGGGAAGUGUCAUAACAUCCGUUCGUGUCAUUCCGAGUGUCACAAAGACUUCUCGCAUUGUGUGAACGAAGACAUCUGCGCCUGUCUUCCUAACCAUCAUUCCAAUCACGCCUAUUGUGAUGCCAUCAGUGACUGCAGUAUUCCCAACCUGUGUCGUAAUGGCGGCACCUGUCAUAUCAACGACAACAGGGAUGGCUAUUAUUGUCAAUGCCCUCAAGACUUCACUGGACUCAUCUGCGACGAAAAGGUAACAUUCAAAAUGUCUCACGUA